AUGUCGCGCAAAAGUCAUACUUCGUCUGCGCCCAAACGGCGGAAAUUAAGCCACAGUUCAGAUGAUGAAAUCAAACAUGACAGAUUCGCUGUUUUGAAUGGGAACACCUCUUCAAGUGAGCAUUCAGGCGGGGAUGAGUCAGGAGACGAGGUUCCCGAAACGUCUGCACCAUCAAAGUUGCAGCAACAUACUCGAAGACGCACCCAGCGGCCCUCUGCUGCGCUUCCUGCUGGAGGCGCUGCGGCCGGCUCUCUGCUCACUGCGCAAAUCAGUGAAUUGUUGGCAGAGAACACGCCAAACUACGAUCUACGGCAUCCCAAGAUCACCAAAGUCACAGAGGUGGUCGUUCGAGCAAUCAAAGCCCUUCCUCAGCAAGGCCCGUUCAAUCUAGUUGAAGCCGAGAAGUACGCUCUCGAGCAUGGCAAGGUCGCCAUUCCGUUUCCGUCACCAAGACCGAGCAAGGAUUCAAAUGUUAAGUACGAAUACGCUGUUCCUGCUGCUAUUACCACGCGAAGUCGAACUGUGAAACGCAUGAGUAUCAAAGGUUCCGAGGAGGUCGUUAUAGGGGUACAGAUGCCUGCUUCGCUGUUGCAGGAGAAGGACUACCUGAAUCUGAGGGCCUUCCAUAAGCGAGCCUUUUACCUUGCUCGAAUUGCAGGAGGGCUCAGCGAAGCACUGCGAUCCGACUUUACCUUGCAGUAUGAGUGCUUGGAUGGAUUGGAUCUCGUCCCUGCCGUCAUCCUCACGCAGAAUGUCAAGGCGACGAAGUCUCGGACCACACGCUAUUUUAUCAGCGUUGAAUUUCCUCAAGAUGCCUUCCAGGCAGUCAAAACCCUCCCGAACAAGAACUGUGUGAGGUCUACACAGCAACCUGCUUCGGGCGAUGCACUUCCUACACCAUUCUACAACAGCUGUCUCCAAAGACAAGCGUCUCAAAACUACUACGACGACUUAGUAGCAGCGGCGACCAGUCGUUGUCCUGCAGUACCCGAUGCGAGCAAACUGGGUCAGCUAUGGCUUGCUCAACGAGGCUUCGGCACGAAUUUGGCCCAAGGCGGAUUCGGUUGGUGGGAGUGGUCGAUCAUGUGCGCCUUGCUACUACAGACAGGAGGUCCUCGUGGCCAGCCGUUGUUCUCUGAGAGGUACAGCAGUCUGCAACUCUUCAAAGCCAUGGUUCAGGUACUCGCCACACGCGAGCUCACCGAGCCGUGGCUGCUGCGAAGCGAUACCCUUGAUAUUGCGCAAUCUGAGGUCCCGAUGCUUUACGACGGAAAGACAGGCGUGAAUGUCUUGUUCAAGAUGACAGGUGCUUCCUAUCAGCAUUUGCGGCAUUGCGCUCAGCUGUCAUUGACAACCGUCAAUUCGAAACAGGAGGACAGCUUCGACUCGACGUUCAUCCGUCGAUAUGCGGACCCGUGCCUUCAAUUUGAUGAAAUCCACACCAUGGACAUUGGCUCACAUUCCAACGCUCCUACCCAGAAUGAUGCUGUGAACAAGCUCUUCAGAGUACUGAAGCGCGGCUUGGGUGAUCGAGUUACACUGCUGGACAUCCAGCGACCUUUCCCAGUUACUUGGAAGAUUAGUACCCCGUCCCCAAAGGCGAGGGCUACAUCCUUUCAAGUAAGGCUCUUGGUGAAUCCGGAUACAGUGUCUCGCCUUGUGGACCACGGCCCCUCAGCAGAGGAUCAGGCAGCGGCGACAGAGUUCCAGCAAUUCUGGGGGUCCAAGUCUGAGCUGCGACGCUUCAAGGACGGUAGUAUAACCGAGAGCCUUGUAUGGGAUUCAUCCGAGCCAGUGACUCUCCAGAUUAUUCGACAUUUACUGCAAAGGCAUUUCUCUGCCGAUCCGAAGUUAGUUGCAACAGGAAGUAGCAGACUUGAUGAGAAUGUUCUGCCGGUCACCGCGGUCUCAGCAAAGGAUGCUUUCACGCUUAUCAACCAAAAAUUUCAGGCCCUCACAUCGACACUCCAUUCACUAUCCGAUCUUCCCCUCCCAAUCCGUUCGGUGUCUGCAGCAUCAUCAGCGCUCCGCUCCACUACCUUGGCGCCGCCUCUUUCGCCCUCCACCGCCACGCCAAUCUCCAUCCUCAUUCAAUUCGACUCUUCAGGUCGUUGGCCCGACUCGCUCCCCGCGAUUCAGCACACCAAGAUUGCCUUCCUCCUCAAACUUGGCGAUGCACUCUCAACAGCAGACACAACCCUCACUACACGCGUUGGCCUCGAACACACCUCCACUGCCACCACUGGCCAUUUCAACACCGCCUACCUCGACCUCAUCUACCCAUCCCCGGCUCCAACGCUCGCACCACUCAUCUUCCGCCUCCGCAUUCACCACGACCGCGAACUCCAUCUCCUACAGACCGCCCUCUCCGACGACUCCCUCCACGGCGCGAUCCGCGACUCUCUAACAUCAGCACUCGCGGCUCACAAACGCGACUUCCUCGCGUCCCCCAGGCACACGACAGCCUUCCGCACCCUCCUCACUCGCUUCCCCGCCCUGUCCCCCACAAUUCGCCUCCUAAAGAAAUGGACCUCCUCACACCUCCUAUCCCGCCACGUCCCCGAAGAGAUCCUCGAGCUCAUCGCCGCGCACAUUUUCGUGCACCCGGCUCCCUGGGCGACACCCGCUUCGCCGACCACCGCCUUCCUGCGGUGCCUGUGGUUCCUCAGCACGUGGGACUGGGCGGUCAGCCCCUUGAUCGUGGAUCUGAGCGUGGGCCAGGAAAUGGGCGCGGAGCAGACGGCGGAGCUGCGCGCCCGCUUCGCGGCGUGGCGGAAGCUGGAUCCGCAGAUGAACCAGGUGAGCUGGUUUGUGGGCAGUAAUGUGGAUGAGACGGGUGUGGCGUGGACGGCUGGGGGAAGAGUCGAGAAAGUUGUGGCGGCGAGGGUGGCGGCGCUGGCUGGAGCUUGUUUGGAGGUGGUGGGUGGGCAGACUGCGGCGGGACUGUCGCUAGAAGUGGGAAAGACGCUGUUUGUGAGCCCAUUCGAGGAGUACGACUUUUUGGUGAUGUUGGACAAGGAAGCUGUGAAGGGUGCGGCUGUGGUAAGGCGCAAGGGGAAGGAGAAGUAUCGGAAUCUGGAGGUUGCGGCGGAGACGGACGUCGAUGUAGUCGGUUUUGAUCCUGUGGAAGACUUCUUGGCGGAUCUCGAAGCGGCGUUUGGGAACACGGCGCUGUUCUUCUAUGGCGCGAGCGGCGACGGUGGGAAAAUUCUCGCCGGGGUUUGGCGGCCGGGCGUGCAGGGGCGGAGAGAAUGGAGGGUCAGAUUGGGUUGGUCGAGCGUGCCGAUCAGCGACAAAGUUGCUGAGGAUGAUGAUGAUGGGAAGGAGAUGUGCGAGUUCAACAAGAUGGGCAUUCUGAAGGAGAUGGAGAUCAUAGGGGAAGGCUUGGUCAAGGAGAUCAAGGUACAGACAUAA
Messenger RNA from Cyphellophora europaea CBS 101466, 3414 nucleotides. RefSeq lists its product as uncharacterized. The record is from RefSeq and is a predicted model, not a curated record. The coding region runs from base 1 to 3414 and encodes 1137 amino acids. Lineage: Eukaryota; Fungi; Ascomycota; Eurotiomycetes; Chaetothyriales; Cyphellophoraceae. The transcript has a single exon. Gene Ontology annotation, biological process: rRNA processing; tRNA export from nucleus. Gene Ontology annotation, cellular component: small-subunit processome; CURI complex; UTP-C complex.